Endocarpon pusillum Z07020 is the source of this 1866-nucleotide messenger RNA. RefSeq lists its product as uncharacterized. The coding region runs from base 1 to 1866 and encodes 621 amino acids. The record is from RefSeq and is a predicted model, not a curated record. NCBI's taxonomy places the organism in Eukaryota, Fungi, Ascomycota, Eurotiomycetes, Verrucariales, Verrucariaceae. The transcript is spliced from 2 exons.
AUGGCGAACCUCGAUGAAAUGGAAAAUAUUCCCAAGGCAAUUGAGAGAUACCCGGAGGGUCGUAUCCCCAAGAAAGCGCAUGGUAGAGCCGUGCUUGCCCGUGCCAACAAAACACAAAGAAGAACGACGGAAUCAGGGACUGAAAAUGAAAGCUCAGACGAUGAGGUCGCAGAUGACGAAGAUGAUGACGACGAGUCAGAUGAAGAUGACGACGGGGACGACGAGAGUGACCAGCCAGCGGCAUUUGCCCCGUCUCGUGGACAGAAGAAGCAGACGAUCCACGAGGCGGGGCGUCUUGCCGAAUACAGGCGUAUGUUUCAUAGUGAGGAUCCCAUCAUGUACGAGGACCCUCACGAUCUCUUUGGAGGAGUAAUCGAGGACGAUGAGGAUGACGACGAAUUUUAUCGAGCUGUUGAUGACAUCUCCGAUGAAGACGACCAGAGUGAAGGAUUAUUCCAGCCCAAUGGUGCUGGUGCUGGUGCUGCUGGAAGCUUUGUGAUAGAUCAAUCAAGUUCUACUUUCGCUUUCCCAGACCCCGAGCACGAAGCAGACUUCAUUCUUGAUCAAGUUGAUGGCCUCUCUGCCUAUGGAUUUGGCGACGACAUUGACUCGGGUGAUGGUUCUGGUGAUUUCUCAGCACCAUCCGAAGAUGGUGAUCUCUCUACCGUUCCUGAACGGCAUGUUCAUUUUGGGUCAGAUGUUGAAAAGAUGAACGCAUAUGGAAAGUCUAUCUCGCCGUCGCUUACCAGAGCCCUUCUUCCAUCUGCCAUGCCAUUUGAGCACGAAAAUCAUAUCUACGCCCCAGGCAAUACCUAUCAGACCUCCCAACACAAGGUCACAACGACAGUCGAAGAAGCAUACGAUAGUGAUGCUACAGAAGUGCUCAGCGGGCCACCGACCCCCCCUCCACGCACCACCAGUGUCACCAAUGGUACUACCCUAGAGGCCGAACAUGCAACACCUUCCACCCCUACCAAUGUCAGCUCUGGCAAGAACGGAAAACGAUCAUCUCGCCGCAGGAGGGGUCCACCCCGAGGCAUUUUCACCGUUGAUCAAGACAAGAGUUGGGCAAUCCUAGAUUCGACCGGCAAGAAGAUACUUCAGAUUCCGGCAGCAAACACCAAUCGACACGCUUGGCUCGACGAGAUGUCGCAGUCCACCUCGACUCCUUCCAACAGCGCAAGUCCGCUAAAUCCAUCUCUGAGAUUACAACAACAAGGGUUGUCAGUAAGCGGUGUUCUGUCAGCGAAGACUGGGGUCAUCAUCAACACUGCUAUCCCUGAUGUCAUGAUGGCAGGCCUCAACAGCAUUAACUCAAUUGCAGAGGGUGAUCAUGGUCAGACAGUCGGGCCGCCGGAAGCCUUCUACUCUAAUAGACUUCAACUUGUUGGCGGUGAUUAUGCCAUCUCGCCUGAACCGGAAUCCGAUGUGUACGACGACGAGGCUAUGCCGAUUACGCGGAAGCCUGGGUUCCCUCUUCAUGAGUUCCUAGAGGAUUUGGGAGACGAUGAAUCUGAUGAUGGUAAAUCUGAGUUACCAUUAUAUGCGCCUGCGGACGAUAACCUGACAGGUGAUAACGAUGCUUUGUUUGGGCAUCUGAACAAUAUGAAUGUCACGGCGUUUCGCCGAAGUGCCGAUCCAAUAUCUGCUACUCGUACUGGCACCUCGUACUCGUAUGAUGUGCAAAUGUCUCCGAUUGCAGAUUCAACCUUUGCGCUACCAGCAGUGCCGGUGCGGAUCCCAACCACCUCACACAAACGCAAGACCAGCAGCACCCCAUAUCAAGACGAGAAAAUCUAUGGAGACGUUACUCCUGUGGAGAGGAAGGUCAUCAAUGUAUCAAAGCGGCGCAAGAUGACCACGUGA